UGAGAAAAUAGCCACCAAGUUUGACUGGUCUGAGCGAUUUCACGUCAGGCUUCCCCUUAAAGGUGCUUGCUCCGAGACUUCAAGUCAAGUAACAGGCACAAAAAGGUCGCUGUCAUUCAGCUGCUGUGUGAGCACCUCAGAAAGAUCUCAAAUAUUCAGAGGUCUUACAACAUGGCGGACAUUGAUAACAAAGAAACUGAACUUGACCAGCAAGAUAUGGAAGAUGUUGAAGAAGUGGAAGAAGAAGAAACUGGUGAAGAUGCAAACAGCAAAGCUCGUCAGUUGACUGUUCAGAUGAUGCAGAAUCCUCAGAUUCUUGCAGCUCUUCAAGAAAGACUGGAUGGUUUAGUUGGAACAUCAACUGGAUACAUUGAAAGCUUGCCAAAAGUAGUUAAGCGGCGUGUGAAUGCCCUCAAAAACCUUCAGGUGAAAUGUGCACAGAUAGAAGCCAAGUUCUAUGAGGAAGUUCAUGCUCUUGAAAGAAAGUAUGCUGUUCUUUACCAGCCACUUUUUGAUAAGAGAAGUGAAAUCAUCAAUGCAAUUUAUGAACCUACAGAAGAAGAGUGUGAAUGGAAACCAGAUGAUGAUGAAGAGAUUUCAGAGGAAAUGAAAGAGAAGGCUAAGCUUGAAGAGGAGAAAAAAGAUGAAGAAAAAGAAGACCCUAAAGGAAUUCCUGAAUUUUGGCUGACUGUUUUUAAAAAUGUUGACUUGCUCAGUGAUAUGGUUCAGGAACAUGAUGAACCUAUUCUGAAGCACCUGAAAGAUAUUAAAGUGAAGUUCUCAGAUGCUGGCCAACCUAUGAGUUUUACAUUAGAAUUUCACUUUGAACCCAAUGAAUAUUUCACAAAUGAGGUGUUGACGAAGACAUAUCGUAUGCGGUCAGAGCCAGAUGAUUCUGAUCCUUUCUCCUUUGAUGGACCAGAAAUUAUGAGUUGCACAGGGUGUCAGGUAGAUUGGAAAAAAGGGAAAAAUGUCACUUUGAAAACUAUUAAGAAGAAACAGAAACACAAGGGACGUGGGACUGUUCGAACUGUGACAAAAACAGUUUCCAAUGAUUCUUUCUUCAAUUUCUUUUCUCCUCCUGAAGUUCCUGAGAGUGGAGACCUGGAUGAUGAUGCGGAAGCUAUCCUUGCAGCAGACUUUGAAAUUGGUCACUUUUUACGUGAGCGUAUAGUCCCGAGAUCAGUAUUAUACUUCACAGGAGAAGCUAUUGAAGAUGAUGAUGAUGAUUAUGAUGAAGAAGGUGAAGAGGCUGAUGAUGAGGAAGGGGAAGAAGAAGCUGAUGAGGAAAAUGAUCCAGAAUAUGAUCCGAAGAAAGACCCAAACCCAGCCGAGUGCAAGCAGCAGUGAGCAGUGCGUGCUGUGGCCUUGAGGAUUACUGCACUGUCCCAGCCUAACCACAGCUAGUAGUUACUUACAGCCUUAUGUUUUGUAUUUUCUUGGUAGAAUCAAGUAAACAAUUUUUGUUAAAAAAGGAAAAAAAGAAAAAAUGAACGUU
Messenger RNA from Phascolarctos cinereus (koala), 1498 nucleotides. RefSeq names its product nucleosome assembly protein 1 like 1 (gene NAP1L1). Lineage: Eukaryota; Metazoa; Chordata; Mammalia; Diprotodontia; Phascolarctidae. Gene Ontology annotation, biological process: nucleosome assembly. Gene Ontology annotation, cellular component: nucleus. The record is from RefSeq and is a predicted model, not a curated record.